Molecule: messenger RNA, 3152 nt
Organism: Malus domestica (apple)
Lineage: Eukaryota; Viridiplantae; Streptophyta; Magnoliopsida; Rosales; Rosaceae
Product: proteinaceous RNase P 1, chloroplastic/mitochondrial-like
Biological process (GO): tRNA 5'-leader removal
Molecular function (GO): protein binding; ribonuclease P activity
Source: RefSeq, a predicted model, not a curated record
CUUAAAUAGUAAGGGCAACUUCGUCAUUUCGGACCACUUUCGGAUUACUUCUGUAUUAAAUCCAUAUAUCGGGUAACAGAGAUGGAGCUCUUCCAACGGCCACACAUGGCCUCCUUCACCUCCAACGCACUGCAGCAAAAGCACCACCACCACCACCUCCUCUCCGCCACCCUCUGUAAGUGCCCGUCAGCUUUCCACGUCUUUAAAUUCCGUUUUCCUUCUCAUAUUUUCACUUUCUCGCCACCCAAACAGACCCUUAAUCUUUAUCCACUUCCACUAGCUAGACAAAACAUUAGCCACAUAGUUGCAAAGUUAUCCUCGACAACGUACCACGAACCGUACACAAAAUCGCAGAACUCAGGAACUGGAAGUGGUUCGGAGUUUUCUUCCUUAAAGUCCACGGAACAACGGGUUUCGAGAAAACCCGUAAAGAACCAUGUCGGUUCAGGAGUGGAGAAGAAGGGUGAAGAUACUAGGAAAAAUCUUGUCUUUAGAAAGAGGAGGGAGGGGAAUGGUCCUAAUGGGCCAAAUGGGCCAAAUGGGCAUUCUUCUAGGAGGUUUAGAGAUGAGAAUGCGGUAAAAUCUUCGAAAAGCCGAGGCAGUUUAGGGGUAAAGGAGGGGAGGAACAAGAGGGGUGGUGGUAAUCAGGUGGGAGGAGAAGAGAGAAGGGGGAGAGGGUUGAAGAAGUAUGACGCUGAUUUGCCGGAAGUUAAGAUGCGAGUAGGUUUGGAUAUGUGCUCGAAGAGAGGGGAUGUGAUGGGUGCAAUUAGGUUCUAUGAUUUGGCUCAAACGGAAGAGAUUAAGUUGGAGCAGUACCAUUAUACUGUGCUGUUGUAUCUCUGCUCUUCUGCAGCUGUUGGUGUUGUUCGUCCGGCGAAGAGUGGGAGUGGGAGUCGGACUUUGGAUACCUUGGAUUCGCACAGUGAAGAAACUAGGGUGGGAUCCAUGGAUACAUCAAAUUUGGACAAUGAGGACCUGGAUGAUACCUGUGGAAGUAACAGUUUUGAUGAUGAUUCGGAUGGUACUUCCGAUGAAAAUGAGAAUUUAGCAUGGUUUUCUAAUGGGUUUGUGAAGCGAAAUUCCCGCCUUUUAGAUGGACUGAACUACCCCACAAAGGGUGGAGAUGAUUCUUCUAAUGUAAAAGAAGGGAGCAGUAAGCAAGAAGAUAAUGGAAUUCGGGUUAGUGAAGAUGUGAAGAAGUAUGCGCUCAAAAGGGGAUUUGAGAUCUAUGAGAAGAUGUGUUCGGAUAAUGUUCCGGUGAAUGAGGCAGCAUUGACAUCUGUGGCUAGAAUGGCAAUGUCAAUGGGUGAUGGAGACAUGGCAUUUGAUAUGGUGAGGCAAAUGAAGUCAAUGGGAAUAAAUCCUAGACUCCGUUCCUACGGUCCUGCAUUAUCUGCUUUUUGCCAUAGCGGAGAUAUUGAUAAAGCAUUUGCUGUUGAGAAACACAUGUUGGAGCAUGGUGUUUAUCCGGAAGAGCCUGAACUUGAAGCCCUCUUAAGAGUGAGUGUGGGAGUUGGUAAAGGCGACAAGGUGUAUUAUAUGCUGCACAAACUAAGAACAAGCGUAAGGAGGGUGUCGCCGUCUACUGCAGAUUUAAUCGUAAAAUGGUUUCUUAGUAAGGAAGCUUCAAGAGUGGGGAGAACAAAAUGGGAUCGAAGGUCUAUAAGGGAUGCAAUCGAGAAUGGAGGUGGGGGCUGGCAUGGGCAGGGCUGGUUGGGAAAAGGGAAGUGGUCUGUGUUACGUACUACAAUCGGAGAUGAUGGCUUGUGCAAAUGCUGUGGGGAAAAACUGGCCACAAUUGACCUUGAUCCCGUAGAAACAGAAAACUUUGCCGAGUCAGUUGCAUCAAUAGCUAUAAAAAGAGAGAAAAACUCAAGCUUUCAGAAAUUUCAAAAAUGGCUGGACUAUUAUGGACCUUUUGAAGCAGUGGUGGAUGGAGCUAAUGUAGGCCUUUUCAGUCAGAAGAAAUUUGUCCCGUCCAAGGUCAAUGCUGUUGUUAAUGGAAUACGGCAGAAACUUCCUUCAAAGAAAUGGCCACUUAUUGUUCUUCAUAAUAGGCGCAUCACCGGAGGCAGAAUGGAUGAGAGAGUAAAUAGGGCACUGAUUGAGAAGUGGCAAAAUGCCGAUGCUCUAUAUGCAACACCUACUGGUUCAAAUGAUGAUUGGUACUGGUUGUAUGCAGCUAUAAAGUUCAAGUGCUUACUUGUGACAAAUGAUGAGAUGAGAGACCAUAUAUUUCAACUUCUCGGAAAUGAUUUCUUUCCCAGAUGGAAAGAAAGGCAUCAAGUGCAUUUCACUUUUUCUGAUGCUGGUCCAGUCUUUCACAUGCCUCCUCCCUGUUCUGUUGUAAUACAGGAAUCAGAGGAAGGGCACUGGCACAUUCCAGUUGUAUCAGAACAUGAGCGCGAAUCAGAAAGAACAUGGCUAUGCAUUAUGCGAGCUAAAUCACGCACAGCAACAAAGGAUUCUGCAGCCAUCCCUGAAGAUGCACAACCCCCUCGUCAUAACGGAUAUGCAAGGUCAGCCACCCGAACUGGUGUUGAUUCACAGCCACUGAAUAGUGGCAACAAAAAAUAUUCUAAACACAAACCUAAGGAAUUUAUCAAGAAUGUCAAAGAUAUUCUGUUGGGGUCCGUGACCUCGGAUCAUCACUCGAUUGUGCCAGACAUUGCAACUGCAGAGAAGAUUGGUGGAUGCACCAUUGAUUUCCAAAUAUAAAGUUUAUGCAAUCCUGUUCAGGAACUUCACUGAGGCAUUAGGUAGUAGCCAAUGAGCUCCCAACUGAGAGGUUUUUUGUAUGGUUGGCAGCUGAUUUUGCUAGUUGGAGAAGGAUAGAGAUUUGCGAUUGCAGAAAGCACUUUUGGGAAUAUACUUUUAGUAGGUUAGAGCUUUUUUUCUCCUCCUUUUGCACGCGUGUGUAGAGUGGGGUUGGCUGAUAGGGUGGUCCUCAUAUGCCACAAGCCUUUCCCUUGGUUACAUGAUCUUUGAUUUAAGUAAACUCAAUUUAAUGCCAGACCUCAUAGCUCAAGUAGUUAAGAUCAUUUAUCUCUGCUUUUAAGAUCAUGUGUUUGAUUUCUCUUUCACCAAUAUCGCUUGUUUGUAAAAGGGAACUCAAUUUGAUAUAUACAUUGACCUUCUAAAUGAGAACUUAA